Messenger RNA from Cinara cedri, 38736 nucleotides. The record is from the annotation of a GenBank genome assembly. Lineage: Eukaryota; Metazoa; Arthropoda; Insecta; Hemiptera; Aphididae.
AUGUCAAAUAUAAAACUGAACGUUAUUUUGCUCGUCAAAGGAGGCCGCCGGCGUGGGUGUAUCAAAUCGCAGAGGUGUGAUUCUGUAUUCGAAAUUAUUAAAAAACGAAUAAUAUUUAUUUAUAACCCGUGAAUAUUGCAUAAAAACUCGUGAGUAUAGUUAAAUUUGUGUUUUUUUUUUACCCGUACAACAUGUUUUGUAUUUUUUUUAAAAUUAGAUUAUAAGAAAUGUUUUAAUUCAAAUUUCUAGUUUUUAAAAACAAUUAUAUUUUAGUUAUAUUCGUUUGAUUGAAAAAAUAAAAUAAAAAAAAUACGGUAUUAGGUUUGGCAAAAAUAAAAUUAGAUUACUUGUCAUAGUAAUGAUUUUAAAUUUGAUAAAAAAAAAAAAACUUCUAGAACUAAGUAAUAAUAUAGUGAAAUAUUUGUUUGGCAUUGCUUAACCUUAUGCUAAAACUUAACUCCAUCCAGUUUUUGAGUGUAAAUGCUGUGCUAAAAAAUUGUAUUAAAAUAAAACCUAAUAAAAACUAAUACAAAUACAAAGAUAUCAAACGACUAUAAAGAAAAGCCCAAACAUUGUUAAUUGUUAAACUAAAUUACAGCAUAAAAACAAAAUCGAAAAUAACAGAAACCGUUUUUUACGUAAAUACUCCGACGUAAAUAAACCGACGUUUUUUCCCGGUUUUUAAAAGAAUUACAAGACAAAAAAAAUCACCUCUCCGAUACACCAAAAUAAGAUGAUAUUUUCUACCGGAAAUCACCCCCGAAGUUGACUGUCGGAUCAAAAUUUCCGUAUUCCGAUUUGGAUCAAGAAACUUAUUCAAAAAAGUAAAAAAAAAAUUACGCACAUCAUAGUGAAUUAGUGAAAUCAAUACAUUCCUCGUUAUAGGAUCAAAAUCUAAAAUGCCGUUUAUUGUUUACCCUGGGAAAUGUUGUAAUCUUCAAAUCUUCACUUGGCUUUUGACCGUUUUAUUAUUUUAUAAUAAACCAAAAACACAUACGUACCCAUAAACAAGUCUUAUAUUAUGUGCCUAAUAUUACGAUCGGCUGGAAAUGUAUUAAUACCCGCAUAACGUAUUCGUGUAACGCGUUCAUUCAAGUGGUUCUGCAAAAAAUAAACGACCAACACCGUCGCGAGAACAUCGUGCAAAGUGAAUAACAUAAAAUUCAAUAAUACACGCUUGUGUAAAACCGAUACAUUAAUUUGCCAUAAAUUAAAGAUAAUAUUAUUAAAGUACCGCGGAAGUUUCGAAAUUGAUUUUUUAUUACCGUAUACAUUUUAUGAGUGUUUGGAUUAUUUUUUUUUUUAAGUACUCGCCUAUCUACGGUCGUUAAAAAAAAAAAUAGGUAUCUUCACGGACUCCUGAAUCAAAAGAAAACAAAAACGAUAAAUAUCGAUUAAUACAGUGACGCGUAUAGGCAAUAGACGAAAUCGUUUUCGGUCAUUAUUGUUUUAUCGCGCGUAAAUUAUUCACAAGACGCGUAAAUAUCGUAAAUAAUUCGUUUGAAUGUUUUGCAGCGAGACGAGUGUCCGACUAGCCGACACACUGUAUAUUCUUGUAAUUUUAUGCCGCCCACACAUAGAACGAAUGUUUUUAUUGAAUUAAAACUGUUUUCGUUGGUUUUCUGUUUAUUACGUUAUUCGUCUCCCCAUGGAGAACUUUUCAAAUUUGCAUUGUAUUAGCGUUAAAACACAACAUGUAAAACUGUGCGUAUGUAUAUUACCUUUGUUUCUAAUUAUAAUACUAUAAAAGUAUAUUAGGUCAAAUGCCUCGACUCUGACGCAAUGUUUUUUUCCAGAAAAAAAAACCCAAGAAGUUAUAUAAAACAGAUUAUAUACGAAUGUAAAGUUAAAAAUUAUUUUGAAAUUCCCACUGAAAAAAGGCACCUACGCAUAUUAUAUAACAAUAAAUUUGCACCAUUUUUGUUUUAAAUGGGAAAAGUAGUAAAUAGUUUAUAAUAAUUAUGUGCACGCUGACAAACAGUUUGUGUCGUCAAAAUAGUAAUAAAAUUGUAAUAUGAUCGUAAUGAUUGUAACAUAUCGGUUAUAGAGUGCGGUGCGAACAUGUAACAAGGCGUAAGAUAAAAUUGUAUUUUUUUGGAGUAGGGAAAUGCUCGUGCCUUGGAUAGGGUCGAUAGGGAUACGUGGAGGGGCGUGUUGGGUUAGGUUUGGUUAGAAGCGGCAAUGGCCUCUAAGGACUGAAUAAAAACAGAUAAAAAAUUAAAAAAAAAAAUCGGAACACAUUGGGUAAUAUUUUGUAAAAUCUCAAAAUAUACAUCGAUUUCUGACGCUAUCGAAAUUCGAUUAACAAAAAUCAUAUUUAAUUUUCACAAUAAUUAUUUCGGAUUUCAAAACUUUUGUUUAUAGUUUUACAUACAGGUACACUGUUUAUAGGUAUAUUGUUGAUGAUUUCUGUUCGACCGCGGAAAAAACCGCAACAUCAACGGACAAGUCGUUAAAAUGGACAUCGAUGUAAUUAUUUGUUUGCGUUUUUUUUUUGUUGCAGGUGGUUAUUCAUCAUCGGAGCGAUACUGUGCAAGUUCGCCGCGGCAGCCGCGGACGAAGAACUGUCACCCGAAUGCAAAUAUUCAUGCAGUACGCUGAUUACUAUUAAUAAUAUAAUAUAAAUGAAUAAAAUACGUCAAUUAUCGUCGUAUUUUAUUGCACAAUGUAAACGUAUAGAGUUUUAUUACGACGAUUAAAGAUGUGGCACUUUCGGUAAAAAAACGUUCGGUUAAUUUAACGGUAAAAUACGGUAAACCGGGUAAAUUUCUUAUUAGAAUUAAAAUAAACAUAUAAUUUAUGAAUUCUGGUCAAUAUUAUUUUAAUACGAUAGUAUGCACGAAAUAUAAAUAAUUAUUAACGAUCGUGGUUUUAUUUUGUUUUUUUUAGUAAAAAAAAUGUUCUGGCUUUUGAAACAAUAAAAACUGUAUGGUAAAAAAUGCAAUUUUCAGACUCCUAAUAAUAUUAAGAGAGUUUUAAAUCGUCUCCCGACAAUUUGGUUUACGGCAAAGAACUGUGUUCGGUAUAAUUUACCCGAUGAAACUCAGAUGUUCAAAUCGUAUAUUUUUAUCGACAGUCCAAAAGUGCAAAACUAAUUUUCACUUUUGUACCUCAGUUGUGGGAUAAAAGCUCAAAAAUAGAUUGCAUUACCUGACAAAAUAAUUUACCAGUCGCACUAUAAGUUUCUGUUUAAUUUUUAACGCUCAUUAUAGUCAGUUUUGAUAUGUAUAGUGUUUUUGUACUUCAAAAACAACAGCGAUCGAAUUCGGUUAAAUUUCAGUUUUAUUGCACCGUAUUUUAUCGUGAAAAAUUAUGAUCCCCUCGUUUAAGAUCGAUUAUUACGGGAACGGGGUUUUUGAUAACUAAAGGUUCAUAUUUCUAUAUAUAGCUUAUUGACUGGCUGAUCCGGUCGUUUUGUUUAUAAUUGAGGCGCGUUUGAAAUUUGAGCGAAAUAGUUUCAAUCGUAUACAUCCCAGAUAUCCGUCCAUCAGUUGGUGUUUGCGCUACGAUCAUGUGCGUGUGUGUCCGGUUUUCGUCAAAGUUAAAACUAUAAUAAUCAUUGAACAAUUAACGAUUGAAAUGUCAUUUACACUAACUUGUACAAAUGAAUGCAUACUAAAGGCGUGAUAAAGGCAUUGUGUAUAAUCAUUUUAAGCGCGGCACGGCCGGACGUUUUCAACGGGACGAGACGCGGUAAAUAAUAAUACAAUCGCGUGCAGGUACGGGGUCGUCUUCUGUAUGCCUAACGGCGGUUUGAAAACCGGACCUAAGCAAUCGUAAUCCGAUUUUUAUUCAAUAAAUUGAACGCUUCCAUUUUUGUAACCCGAAGUAUAAAAUGCGACCGCGGAAAGAACAUAACCCCUAUCCUUCACCCGGGGCACGCCACUGCAGCUCGGCGUGUAUUUAGGUACCUACCUACGACGAUGACGUCUCAGAUGGCGUCCUCUGUGGUUUUUUUUUUCUAAAUAUAAUACACCAAAACCGUGACAAAUCAUUUUCGACAAUACACUUUUGUUUGGCGUUACCGUGUUAUUAUCGUACACAGAAAGUGGCGUACACAACGUCGUCAUGGCGACCGCGUAUUAGAUCCUACGGCGCGUCUGUACCUUAUUGGAUGCGAUCUCGGCACCGCGAGUCACGAACACGCGUCAGUAUAUAUUAUUACAUAAUGUGUGUAUUAUACAGGGCGAUCGAAAAAUCGAGAAACCAAAACUAUAAGUACGCAGUUUUGUUUUGUUUUGUUUUUUUUUUUUUUAACUAAUAACAUAAUACCGAUUUUUCGGCCGCUAAACUACUUUUUAUUUUGUACGUUCAAACAAUGAUUCGUUUAAUUUUUUUCAAACGAUAACCACGAUUUCCUCUGUUACAGGACUCUUGUUUUUAUGUAACGUUUCAACGUAUCCCCGGUUAUUGCGCAUCGAAACGUAAUUCUUUUUUUUUCAUCUAAAAACCAAAAAAAAAAAAUAAUAAAAUUCAAUUUAAAAACCAUCUAUUUCAAAAGUAAAUACUAUUAAAGAAAGUGUAAAUGAAAACAACAGGAACGUAGGUACAUUUUGGCCAUACCGGACGCUCUUUUAUACGUAUCAGUAGACGCACGCAUUUGUAUUGGGGCUUCACCAAACACCCACGUAAAAAGCGCAACGUACUAUUACGAAUUGGAUGUUCCUAUGUUCGUUGUUGCCGUGUUUAUUCAAAAUUUCCAUUGUUAUUUGCAUUUUAGAUCUUUUUAUAAUAUAUGAACGGUUCUUUUAGAAAUUUAUUUUGAAAAUUUUAUAACUUUCGAUCACAUAAUUAUGUACAAUAGUGAACAAAUGAUUUAUACCUUUUGGUCAAUAGACAGAUUAACCAUGGAUUAUUUAUGAUGGGAGAUAAUACACGAACAACAGUUCUAAGAGGCCUUUUUCGAUUUUCCGACAUUUUCCUCACAAGUUAUAUAUGGACUGAUGAAAAUAGAUAAAGUGAAGUGAAAAUGGAAAAUCUGAUUCUCGAUUUUCAAAAAUAAUAUGUGUGUACUCGAAAUUUCAAGUUGAUCGGACUGCGCGGAACGUAUCAAAAAUCGAUCGCGAAUAUGGAAAGAAUCCUACUUCUUCUUCGCGAGCAUUGUAAUGUAAGCAGAGUAAUAAUGACAAAUCGGUAAGCUGUUCCUAUAUCCUCAUCUACAAACCUCAAAUAAAAAUAAAAAAAUAUUUUGUACAUCAUACGUAGAUCAUUUAUAAAUUGUCGUAUAAUCGACCUUUUCGAGUAUUGUUUAUCGUAGAGCUGCAGAUUAUUUAAAUGUCAAUAAUUAUUAGAAUGUGUUGAGUACUGGACUUGACUCGAUAACAAUUUUUUUGGUAAUCGUUAAUUCGAUUGUUUUAUUUAAAAAAAAUGUAUUAACUAGGUAUAAAUCUCUUCAAACCUAAAAUUCACUAAAUUAAAUUUUUAUUAUAAUACCUAUUAUAAUAUUACUAUAACGAUAUUUAUGUUUAAUUUAGUUUUUCGAGUAGUCGACUCGACAAUUUUUUUUUUUUACUUUAAUAGAAUUUUGAACUUAAAUCGACUCGAACAAAUGAAGACGUGACUCGACUAGAUUUCAAAAACCGAAAUUCGCCCAACUCUUAUACAUAUACAAAUAAUUUCCAUUUUAAACGUACCUACGAGACUAUACGUAAUCGCAAUUGAACUUUAAAUAAUAUAUUCUUUGGCCGACGAUAAAACGAUCACUCUGUACACGUAUAAUGUGCAUGUACAUAAUAUAUACAUGUAUGUUGGUAACGCGCGUAUUAUAAUUUAAAAGGAAUCCUUUGAUUUUUAUUUUUUAUGUAAUCCACCCGCCACCGGGGUUACUGAACGCGGCUUUUGUUGGUAAAUAUUCACUUAAUAGUUUCCCGCGUUGCUCCCUUUCUAUAUAAAUUAAAUCUGCGUGCGUUCGAAGUAUUUCGCUUAUGUGUACGGCUAGGUGCCGGGAUAAAUGAAAAAAGCUACCUGCUCUAUGGGAUUUCUGUGUUGUAAGCCAAUUAUUAUUAUUCUUCUAUGUUCAAAGGAAAAAUUACAAAAAAACCUCGGCGCAUCGUUCAAAUUAUUGUAAUAUUACGAUAACGCAAUGAAUCAAUUAUUCAUUGAUAUCGAUUUAAAGAAGUUCACGUAUAAAUACUAUGAAUAAUGAUAAGCCCGUUGUAAAUAUUUGCGUUUUGUUUUAAACAGCACAUUAUUAACGUACACCAGUGUUUCAGACUGUUUGAAUAUUCCUGAUUGUUUUCUCUCUCUUACUUAGGGUAUCUUGAGGUUAAGUUCAAACUAAGAUUUAAGACUUAGUUCAUGUCGUGUAUAGGCAUAAAAACUAAUUUAUAAUUUGCUUUGUUUAUUUUCAUUACAAAAUACAUUAUUGAGAAAAUAUUAUUAUGUCUUGUGUUGUUUUUUCACUCUUCUUCUGAAAUUUAAACUUAAAAGGUAAAAAAAUAAAAUAAUUUUAGUGUAAAAAAAGAUAAACAAUGCUGUUAUGACGUACUUACAAGUAAAAAUACUCAUCUGUAUUGAAGUUUGAAAUACUUAUGGCAAACUGUACAUGUCCGAAUCAUUAUCAAAACAAACUAAUUAUACAUUUUAUUGACAUUUUUGAAAACUAGCUAUAAUAUGUUUUAACAAUAACAAACAAUGUUAGCUUGAAUAUAACCUCGAAAUACCCUCAACUGGAAAGACACUAUCUUUUGAAAUAGUAGUAUUUCUUUAUUCAAAAUUCCGAAUAGUGCUUGCAUAACGCAAAGGCCUAUCCAUUAUUUAUAACCUAUGAUCACUAUUUACUGUAAUAGAUGUUUGAUACAUCAGUUAAUAUUGAAUAUUUUAGAUUCUUCGCUAAGCGAGAAAUAUAUUGGUUUCACAAUGAUGUUUUUUUUUUUUUUGUUUUUUUAUGUGAACAAUUUUUCUACCAGAAAGCUUACUCCAGUUAUCAAGUGUAGCACCUUUUUGGCAAGAAAAUGUUUGCUGGGUGGUACUUUAAAAAGGUCAUUUUUUGAAAUUCUCAUUAAUAUUCGAGGUAAUGAGGAAAGUCUGGUUCUUUAGGUUAAAGAAAGCUGAAAGAUUAAACAUAAGGUUGUUAUUGGCAACCGUUUUUAUUUAAUUUUUGUUGCUUUUAAGUUUUUAUUAUUUUAAUCUUUUUUUAAACAAACAUUUUUGUCAUGAAAAUGCACAUUGUUGUAGGUAAUCAUUUUGCCAUAAUAUGACACACUAUAUAUUGUUGACGAAAGCAACACUAUCAACUGAACUCCGCUCUGAAUCGUUUUUUCUUAAGCAAUGGUUCAUCGUCGCUUACAGAAAUCCAUUAAAUUCCUGUUUGUAUCCUUCCCUCUCAACUUCCCACCUACAACAGUGGCUAUGAAGUACGUCCGUCUUUUCAAUGUUGAUUUAAAAAAAAUAAUGAACUUAAAUAGUUAAAUUUAUUUUUUAUUAACUUUAACUGUGAGCUUGGUUGUUUAAUUAACUUAGUAUAGCUCAAUCGAGUUGGUUAGUUAAUUAGUUAGAAAUAUUCUACUCCCCAAACGAAACAAUAGCUAUGCGGACGUUUUCAUGUAAACAGACUACUUAUAAUAUUAGUUUUUAAUUAAUAAUGCAUUUCAAAACAGUAUAGCGGUAAUUUCGCGUUAUUCUCGUAGUUUUCGUGGUAGGUAUACGACGUUGGAUAUUACAUGUUACACUGUUUUUAGAGGACACUGCGAGCUACAAAAGCAGCAACAAUAUUAUAAAAUUAUUUUAUAGAAACACCGUCUUUCAAGACCGCGGAGUUUCGGUACGGCAGUCACGUGCGUUCGGCUUUAUCUUUUUCCGUCCUCCGCCCACCGUCCUCGCGCUAUCGUCGCUCUUUACUCUUUACGUGUAUCGCCCACGCCAGCCCCAGCUCCCCUUACCCAUCCCGAUUUUCACCAUACGCAUAAUAUUCGCUGAUUUUAUUUUUUUAUCGAAAAAACUUUCCGACGUUUUCUCCGCGUUGCAGAGAUCGUGGCGUCAGAUAGUAUCGUCGUGCACGAGUUUUAAAUUUCCGAAGCGCAUAAUGUUAUAUGGUGUUCACAAUAUAAGUACGUAUAUGUAUAAUAAUAAAACAUAUUAUUAUACAGAGUGAUGAAAAAACAUCCCUGAGCCUUAUAGCUCCGUCGCACAAGCCGAGUUUGUCUCCAUUAUAAUUAAACACCGGUAUUUUUUGUGAAAUUUGAGCAUAUAAAUAGUUGGGAAUGGGUCGAAAGUCGAAACAACCAUAAGGCACUUUCUUGAUAAACCUAUCCAUGUUUAAAGAAUCUGUAGAUAUAACCAAGCAAUAAAAACAUCCUCUCGCAAUAACAACAUGAUGAAUUUCAUAUUGAAAUUCAACCGAAUAUAUGUUUCACUUUAAUGCACAUACAAAACAAAUCUAUAACUAUAUACUAUCUAAACAAAUCAAAACCCGAGUUUGAACUAAUUUCGUCCAAAGGAAGCCGCUAAAAGUGUUCAAAAGUAACGUAAAAAACAUAUAUAAACGUCUGAUAUAUUUUAGACACACACAAAACACAGCAAUAGUUUCUAAUUUUUGAGAGAAGUCUACAAACAGUCUCUAACAUUACGAUUAAUAGGUAAGAUUUGGAAAUAUUCGAUAAUUCGCAUACUACCAAAUAGAUUUUGCAACAUUGCUUUCAUAUUAAAUAUCACAAUCUAUCGACAAAUUCUAACAUAAAAUUAAUUUGACACACUAUAUUUUAUAUUCUGAGGGAUGUGAUGGGUGAAUGAAUUGGUUUAACUAUAUUGUGUGUUUUUGCAGUCUGUAAACAACUAGUAAAUAAUCUCGAAAAUAUUUAUUUUUUUCUACUAGAAAGCUCCGAACGCCAUUUUUGAUAGCUGGACUAGAGAAUUUGUAUUAAGUUUUGUCUAGUCAAUACAUUAAGAGAAGAGGGGCUAUAUUUUGAUUUCCUAUUUCCUAUUUAAUUUUCUUAUAACUAAUACCAUGAAAAUAACCCGGACAAAUUUACUCAAUGGCGCUGUUUCUAUUUUAUUAUUUUUUCCUAAUUCAGUUAAAAAAAGUCUUAGAGACCUGCAAUUUUGACAAAAUACUCAUAUUUCACUUUCUGGACUUGAUACAAAAUGUAAUAAAUUUUGUAAUAACCUUCUAUAAAAUUAAAAAAAUAACCUAAAUAUCGCGGUAUUUUAAAACAUUCAGUUUAAUCUAAAUUUCUUAAAAAUUAUUUUUUUCAGAGUUUUAUUUAAUAAAUAAUUGUUUUCAUAUACAACUUAACUUACUUUUUAGAUUACUUUUCCAAAUUGCCAAAUUGUCAAUUUUCCUAUAAAAUAUUAUAUACUUAUGAAAAAAAAAAAUGACUUAUGUAAAAACUAUUUGGAGUAAUUUAUUCUAAAAUCUCGCGUUAUUUUUGUUUUUCCACUUUUAUGUUUAAGGGUGAUUUUUUUUCCACCCAGCAUAAAAAUAAUCCGUUUGCGUUUUAAAAUCAUUGUGUACUCCCAUCAACCAACCUAUUUAUACAAUAUUAUUUUAUUAUUUUAUAUACGCACGACAGCCGCUGGAGGUUUUUCUAAUAUCGGGAAAUAGCGAUGGUUGUUUUUUUUAUUUUAAAGGGGUCGAGAUCAAAAAAAAAAACAUUUUCCCAAUAAGAAAACACUCUUUCGAUUAAACGGUUCAUAGAUCAAAAACAAUAAAUAUACAAAUGCCUUGAAUUCCUCUGGUCGUAUAAAUAUUUGUUUUUUUCGACAUUACUCCGAGAAGAUUACACGUACGUGGUAGAAACGAGCAAUACAAAAAAAAAAAAAGAGAUGAAAACUCUGUCGCCACCUUCCGACGAACGUUUCAAGCACAUCACGAUGUAAGUUGUUAAUAGACCGAUACGCGGAGUGCUUUGGAACCGCCCAAAUAGACAACUAGAUCGCGCACCGCGUCGUCGCCAGAACGGUGACAUAAUAUUAAAAUGCAACGGAAAUAGACUUCAGUGAGUUUAUUUUCUGAAAUAAUUGAUCGUUUCUCUAAAAAAAAAAAUUGUGAUUUUGCAGUGAUGAAUUCAAAUCGAGAAUUUUUUUACAAUUAUAGGAAAGUCGCGUAAUUAGCACAGUUAACGCAGCAACGUUAUAAUUUUAUGUUUUUUUUGAAAAGUUUCGCAAACUAUUUCUAUUAAUAAAAUAAAAAUCAUGGAGAAUUUCCGGUAUUCGAUCCUCGGCGAGACCGUCGCGUCUCGGGUGUGUAUAAAUCCCGUAAUUACAUACCGUUUAAACCCUUUCCGGGACGCUCGUCCAAACAAAAGCGGGACCCAAGUAUUUUAAACGAGAGGCUUUUUAACAGUACCCUCGCCCAUUGCACACGCAUUACUUCCGGUUAACUUUCAUACCCUCUUUAUAAAUUAUAUACAUUCGCAAUUACAACAAAACGCAGCUGUCUGAAUCGUGGCAUAAAACAACAAAUAAACGAAGACGAUCAGGAGCGGAAAUUUUAGGACUGGUAAAAAUGAGUAAACAUCAAAAAUAUCACCUGACAAUGGAUAUAAAAAUAUUUAGCCCGUGUUCGAAGCCCAUUGCACUGGGAUCAGGGGUUUUGGGACUGUUUGUAUUUUUGAAUUUUGCCAUCAGGUCUUAUCGACUACUGCUGAACGCGGAUUUUUGAAAUUCGAUAUCAUAAAACUCUAGAUUACAAAAUAACUUUGCCGAACUUUUCCGUUUUCUACCAAGUAAAAAUAAUGGGCCUAGUGUUGAAUUUUCAAGAAUUUCUAUUUGGUCAAACGAUUUUAUCCCAGUCCAGAAUUGCAAAUCUCUACGAAUAUUUUUUCAAAAUGCAAUAAAAAAAGGUCGAUUUCGUCAUUUGUGGUUAGAGCGAGAUGUUCGGUAAAAAUGUUGCUCACUGAUAAAAAAAAAAAAAAAAAAACACACUAUACCAAAACCGAUAGAUCUCCGCCUUGCUCAGAAUCCAAAAUAAGGUUACGGAUACGUCAUUGUGUAUCUACGGGCGCCGACAAUGUCCGGAUAUAUAUAUAUAUACAUAUGUAUUAAAAUCAUUUGAAUACAUUUAAAGCGAUAAACCGCGGAGCGGCCGUACGUUACGUUUAAUUAAUUCUUUUCAAAACGUCCGUUUGCCCGACGGCAGUCCGCUAAUAAUAUUAUUUUACUUUAUUACUCAAUCGCGACGGCCGUAGGUACGCUCAUAAUCCAAUGUGAUAAAUAAAUUUACACUAUUUACGAUUCGGAUAUUCGACAACAGAUUGUUGUUUUGUACGGUUUCGAAUGGGCGAUCGCGUAGUUGUACAUUGUCUGUAUUGGCAAUACGAUAGUACUUUUAUCCCGUUUUGAAGUGUUAAAAUAGCAUAUUCAGCCAACAAUAGUAAAUAUAUUAACGUGACUUCGAGUAAUAUCGUGUGUGACCUCGAACAUAAAAAAAAAAAAAAAAAACCAUUCCUCCGGCGAAUAAUACACAGUUCUGUGUAAACACAUAUACGUAUACUAGCUGAUCCGACAAAGCUGCGCUAUUGCUAGAUAACAGCGUAAACAAUAGUUAUAACGGUUUUCUCGUCCGUAUUAACUAAAUUGGCAUCCGUGUCACCGAGUCAACCUGUAAACCAACAAGUAAAAUUUAAUCGACGUUCCAAAAAUACCGAAAACCCUUCCGUCCCGCUAGCUGUCCCGUCUGGCGUGGCCCGGGCCAAUAUUUUUGCUAUUCCAUCCGCAUACCCGAGGUAACUGACGAUAAAACAAAAACGGAUCAAUACAAAUUCCAUUUUCGUACCAAAAAUAUCCAAAAACCUCUAUUUCACUCCCUCGGUGGCUGAAUUUUCAAAAACCCUUUCUUAGCGGAUGCUUACGCGUCACGUAUGCCAACAUUUCAGUCCGAUCUAUCCGGUGGUUUGUGUCUGACGAUGACCGAUCAGUCAGUUGGGAUAUGUUAUUUUGUAUACCUAUUAAGGCUAUUCGAUAUACGUAAUUAGCUGAUCCGGCAAUGUUUCGCAAUCGCUAGAUAACAUUAUAAAUAAUAGUGAUAACAGUAUUAGUAGAAUUUAUUGAUUUUAUUGUUUUUACAGUUUUUGUUGUUUUCAAUAGUUUGUAUUGUUUGUUGCUUUAGCCGUCUCACAACUGGCGUUGUCCGUUCCAAUUUUAUUAUUUUUAUUUUUUUUUUCACCCAUAUUCAUACUUGGUUUUGACCGUGUCAGAAUUGAAUGAAAAAAAAUAGGCGCAAUGUUGGUAAUCCACAUUCGGGGGAUCAAAAGUAUUCUAUUGCGUUUACUUAAGUCACGCAACGAACAAAAUUUAAAUAUAAUAUAUAUGGUUCGUUAAGUUGGAAAAGAUUGAAAUAUUAAAAACAAAAUAGUCAACCGUUGGCAACCGUUUUUCAUUUAUUUUGUGUUGUUAUUAAAUUUUAAAUUAUUUAAAUCUUUUUUUAAACAAUCAUUGUUGUCAUGGGAACGCACAUUGUUGUAAUUGUUUUACCACAAUAUGAUGCAUAUUUCAUGUAUUUUCUUUUUUUUAAAUUUUAUUCCAAGAUAACCAAUCAACAAUGUUCGUACAUAAAAUACCAAUAAACCGGUGUCAAUCCUUUAGGAGUGUAAUUUUAAAAUUAAAAUAAUAUUGUAGCCUUCUCCGAUAAAUUGACUAUCCAACACAAAAAUCAUUUUUCAACCCGGACCAGUGGUUCCUGAAAUUAACGCGUUCAAAUAAACAAACUCUACUGCUCUAUAAUACUAUAAGCAUAAGAUAUAGAUGUAAAUUUUAAAGUUUAAUUAGUUUUGAAAGCCGACCUCCGUUUUCGAGAACGGCUGUAUCAAUAUCGAUCUCGCAAAGACUAAUAAAACGAAGUCCGGGAAGAACCAUUCCAAGAAACAUUUGGAUUGUGAAACACGUGUCUUAAACCGGGCUCCGCCAAUAGUAUUGAACAGUCGUUAGAAAUCGUUUUUUAUGGCACUAAAAAGGCCCUACUGUGCUACCGUAAUGGUAUGGUGUUUAAAGAUUACCAAUACCAUAAACUGUUAGUGUAUCGUGGUUUACAGUAUAACCAUUAACUAGUUUAGAAGUAACUAGGUGUUAUUGGGUAUAUUCGAUUAGUAUUAUUAGGACAUUUUUCGGCGCUUUAUAAUUUCGGGUUUGAAUUUCAUAUUACACACGAAAAUCGGCCCUAUUAAAACGUAUUUGUAUUGUAUAUUAUAUAUUUUUAUUUAUAAAUUUAUGACUGCGUUUUAUAUAUUAAGAUUUUUUUUUAGUGUCGGCCUUGUUUUAAUCACGAGAAUAACUGGCUAUUAACUAUAACAAUGAUUUUUAAAUGAUUAUGGGUGUAAUAUCUACAUCUGAGGGGGAGAGGGAAUUCUAAUACCUUUAUAGAUUUUUAGUUUAAUCAAAGCCUACAUCCCUCAUGAUUUUACCCCAGAUUACGCCUAUGGCACUAGCAGUAGUAUUCAAUAAUAAUAAAUACGACAAUUUAUUUGAAAUACUUCACACGGCGAUUCUUACAUGCAAUAGUGAUAGCGCUAGUGAUUUGCAUUUUGUCACGCACAAAUUUACGGUCGAACCUCUAUUUAACGAACUUCCAUGUAACAAAACUAAGCGACAUAAUGAACUUUUGUACGGAACUAUGCAAUUUUUCAUGAACGUUGCUAUGUACCCAAAUUAAUUUUUUAUUAUUAUUUUAUAGUUCAUUUUAAACUGUUUCAACUUAUAGAGUGCACGCUAGUUAAAUAUUGAUAUAGUAUAAGGGAGCAAAUUGAAUAUUAAAUUCAAUUUUGCGAUCUAAGAUUACCGUUAUUGACUAAUGGAGACGGAAAACCAUUUUUGUUACUAAAUAAUCGUUAUCGUAUCGCGUAUCUCGUUAAAUUUUAUUGCAUAAGAUUAUUAUUAUUAUUUUUUUCUUUUAACAACUUUUAAAUUGAUAACAACUCAAAAGAUGUAGCCAUUAUUUGCAGUUAGUUUCUUGAUUCUAAUUCAGUUACAUUAUACUUACUCUUAAAUUAAAUUGUAUCAUUUAAAAAAGUUAUUUUUGAAAAUUCCAGAACUACGAGGUUUCGUUCAGUCAGGUUCCAGUAAAUCAUCAAGACAUUCGGUCGUGUCGAGUUUCAAAUAAUCCUGUUCAUAUAUUCUGUUAACAUGUAUUAAACUGAACGCCAGGUCCUAUAAGUUUUACAUAAAGUCGGUUCUACAUUUGCCAUGAGUAACCCGUGGAUAAAUCUAAAUCUUGUGUGACCGAGUCUCAAUCUAUUUAAAAUUAUUCCCUCGUAUCGUUUAAGAUUUGAGUUUUCCCGUAUAAAUGUAGAUUUUUUUUAUCGGGUCACUUUUGUGUUUAUUCCAGAAGAUAUGCCAUUUACGUCUUAUGUGUAAAUUAAUACAAUUUUUAAAAUCAUUGUAAGAAAUGAGAUAUAAUGGAGUUGUGUUUGUAUUUAUGUGUCAUGCAGAUUAUUUGGCAUGUUUGUCCGUAAUUUCAUUCCGUUUUAUUCCAAAGUGCUCCGUAAUAUAUAUAUAUAUAUAAGAUUAUUGUAAUCGACUAAAAGAGUAUUUCUUUUUAACAGUUUUUUGUUCAAAAACUAUCGAGUUCGGCAAAUAGAAUUUUGACUGUAUAUAACCUAGCCUAACAUAAGCCUACGGACAAUUUUAAACGAGGUUAAAAGUAUAAUAUUAUAGUAGUUCUCAAAUUUUAUUACGAUUAUUUCCUUUGUAUUUAUCAAAAAAUGGUUUUUACAUUGACAAUAAUCAAAGAAUCUACUUUAAUAGUAUAAGAACAAUAUUUAGAUAUUUUAAUUUUUUUAAUUUUUAAUUUUAAUUUUUUUUUCUUUACCCAUAUUUCUUUUUGGUUUUGACAGUGUCAGUAAUGAAUAAAAACAAAUAGGUGGAAAGUGAGUAGUUCACCUACGGUGGACAAAAAGAAAUGUAUAUUUUAUUAUCGUCGUCUCUGGUUGUACAAUUUUUAAUAAAAAAAAAAAAAAAACACGCUAUUCAAUUAAAUUUUAAAUGUAUUUCUAUUUACUGGAGUUAAAAGAAAAAAAUCCUCUUUUUAUACACAGAAGAAAUUAUUUCGUAUAAAUAUACAUAAGAAUAAACAAUUAAAUAGGUAGGUAGACAAAACAAAGUCUUUUUAUGAACGGUAGAGAAAAGGGAUUUUUUUUUUGAGAUUAUUAUACAAACUGCAUUUUGCAUAUUUUAUACGUCCAAUCUACGCAUUACGAACGGUAAUUUAAUUUUGAUUUCGAAUUUUUUUGUUUCUUUUUACCAACAUAAUCCGCCUAAUAAUACGUUUAUAAUGACACGAAAACGUGAGUACCUUUAAGCGAUGCGCACGAGUGGCACGAGUAAAAAAAAAAACAAAAACCCCAAAAACAAAAACCGUUUUACAAAGAUAAAUCGGAUAUAAAACGCGUCGCGCGAUUUUUCGUCGACUUACGGGCGUGAGACGGACAAAGAAAAUAUUAUAAGUUAUAUAAUACCCAUCUAAGUAUGUCCGGGAGCACGUUUUUCAAAACUUUUUGGCGGUAAUCUUUUGUUUUCGGCGUGAUUUUUUUUCCGGACUCGCGAGCAUAAGAGUUUCGAGAUUUACGGGACGUCACCGUCGUCUAGCGUACGAUAUUAUAAAAACUCAUUUUAUGAGCACGCGAAACCGACGUCAGGACGUAAGCGGGCCGGCCGCGUCAUUUACGACUAAAGUGGCCUCUCGUUUUAUUGUGCUCACGAGCCACCGUGCUUCUAAUAUACCACGAUCAGUGUGAUACGAGCGAUGCGUACACCGAAAAAAAAAAAAAAAAAUACUUUAGGAAAACGGGGACGGGAGCAGCCACUGUUAUAGCCUUAUGGGUAAUUUAAUGUAUACCUGUAAGUAAAGAUAAACCAUUGCUUACGAAAAAUCGAUUCUGAGUGAAGUAUAGUUGAUAGUGUUGCUUUGUCAACAAUAUAUAUGUCAUUUUAUAGUAUUAUAAUUAAAUAGGCUUUGUGUAUUUUCUCUAAUAAUAUUUGUUUAAUGUUGUACCGAUUUCUUUGGUUUUCCUACGUUUUCCCAGUUUUUCCGUGUUUUUUGCCGGUUUUUCACAUUUGCUGGGAAAACUUUUGGGAAAAUCGAAAAAUGACUUCCCUAAAGUACCUUACCACACCGAUUUUCUUUUAGAAAAUGUGCUUUACUUCAAAAUCGGAGGAAGAUUUCUAGUAGAAUAGUUGCGCAAUAAACAUUUUUAUAAAAUUAUAAGCUUUUUCGCUCCACUCAGAAUCUAAAACAUUAAAAAAAUUAUUCACAACUGCGGGUCAUUUUUACUUUGGCCACAAAAUUGCCAUGUUCCGAAACCCGGGAUCGCAGAGUUGUCUACACAGAUCAAGCUUGCAAUGAAACUCUUAGAGCUAUCGACAUUUUAUCGCCAUACAGAAAAUUAGAAUCGUCAUUCUUCUUUAGGGUCACACGAGAAUCAGUAAUAAUAAUUACUGUCAUGCAACCGAAACUCUAUUAACCUUCUCUUGUAGUUACUAGGUUGACUCCGAAAAUUGUUCGCUUACCGAAAAAGAUAUUAGUUAAAUACGGAAUUAAUUAGUGUUAGAUAAUGUUAUAUAAAAUUGAAUAUAACAGUAGUGACCAACCUGUUUUUACUGAGGGCCAUAAAAAAAUGACACUAGUUCUAGGUUGGCUAAAAAUUUUAAAGUUUGCUUUUAAGUUAAUAGAAUAUUAUAUUUUAUUGUAGGUACAUCCUAAUAUAAGUACAGUGAUUUUAUUUAAUUAUUUAUUUUGUUUCGCUUGUUAUAAAUGAGAAAAAAUGUAAAGUUUUAUCAUGUUUUUUUUUUUAUGUGAGUGUUAAUUUUUGAAAUUUGAAGUUAUUUUUUUUCUUCGAUUUUGAUUCAAUAAUACUUUGAUGAGCCGAUAAAUAAAAUUUGAUCGUGGGCCAGAUUUGGCCAGUGGGCCGUAGAUGGUCACCACUGGUAUAUAAUAUAUUGUAGGUUUCAGGUUAAGUUCAAUCAUGUGGUCAAUAAUAUUUAAUUUAGAUUUUGAAAGAACUGUACGAGACUGUGGGAUUUGGCUGUGAAUUGCCUGCAACAUGGGACGGUAAUGCUGUGUGACGGGCGGUAGGGGGUGAGGGACGAAAAUGUGGCUUCGAUGAACACGCUACCGCCAUCUCUCGGAAUCCGUCGUCGGGCUAGUAACGUAAUCCUUCGACUGCAGAUGGCGAUCGGACACGAUAAACGGCGUCGAAUUUAUUAUGGUAUCAGUUGUGUCGUUUGUUUCGCAGAACGUGACAGACGGCCAUAAUAAGUGUGCGACAAAAUACCGACUUACGAGUAUAUAAUAUUUUGUCUCUUUUUUUUUUUUCUGUCGAGUCUGACUGGAAGACCGUUUGAUAAAUUACGUCAACAACGUCUCCUCUAUGACCACUCCCCACCCCCUUCCGGCAUACCGACCGGACCGUCCCUUUUGUCGGAAUUUAAUUAUUUUCCGCGCACACCUCUACCAUACACUACUUGUAUACCUCCUAUAUUAUAUACUUAUCUACGCGUUUUCCCGUUCGACUUCUGCAAGUCCGGGCCGUACGCUCCCGCGGUAUCCUGCCAAUCCGGUGUCCCUACUUCCCCUCCCAGACAAAACGAACAAACGACGUGCUCUUCUGAACCCUUUUCCUCGGGUGUCCUAGGUCCAUCCCUACACGCCCCGACAAAUAGACAGGUGCAUGUGUCCAAGUAUUACCUAUAUAUAUGACAAUUUUUUUCGCAUCGUUUCCUCAGCAGAAAUUGAUGACCAACGCGAAUCGGCAAAAAUUGAUAAUUCCGGCGUAGAUAAAUCGACAUCGUUUCUCGCGGAGAAGAAGGGGACCAUUUGUUUUGGGUUUCCAAUGCACCUCGGCCGCCAACAACGCGAGUACCUAUUCGGUUUUUAACGACAAUUCUCUGCGAAUUCUCUGAAAAUUCAUCUGCGAUAAAUCGAGUAAUCCAGAGUUACUGCGCUGGACGAAAUUGUAAAUCGUGCUACCAAACUAGAACGCUGCAGAAUCUAGACCACGAUAAUUGAUACAGGGAUUUAAAAAAAAAAAAUCAUGUUUUGCAUUUUAAAUAUCGAUCCAUAUUAUAUCAGGUUAUUUCGGAAAUGAUAUCCUCUAUUAAAUUUUCGAUCAGAGAUGUUAUGGCUCUGAAAUAACUUUGAAGGGUACUUUUUUCCGGUUUCGGGUGAACAUAAUAUUAUAUAUUCGAACAAAUUUCACAAUAAUUGUACAUUAAAAUACGCUUGUACGUUUUAUUUGAAAGCGAAUAUGAAUAUAUUUGUUGAUAUGAUAAAACACAAAGAAUUCCGUUAGAAUAGUCUGAAAGCGAGACUACUUAAAUCACUGGGUCUUUGGGUCUUCUCAAGACGAUAAUCCGGUAUGAUUGAUAGGUAUUGAGUAUAGAUGGUGCUUAUUUCAAAAAAAAAUACAACGGAUGUAUUACUUAUUGGAUAAUUUUCGUGAUAUAAUAUGAAUUAAUUAUUGUAAGUCAGAAUCUGUGGCUAAACUUUUUUUUCCCCUUUAUUUAUUCUAUAAAAUAUUCUUGCAAUAAUUCUUUAAAAAUAUUAUUCUAAUAAAAUUUUUCUUAGGAAAAAAAAAUAAUAAGAUAAUUUGUUGAACACAGUACCGGUAGAUCGCCAAAAAAAAAAAAAAACGAAUGCGCACAUCGUAUAGAUUCCUCACUGACGUUAGAAACUAAAUAUUAAAUAUGCUUAAAGCAUAAAGUCUACUAGGGGAAAAUCCGUUUAUAAUAAAGCAGCAGAGCUGCUCACGGGUGUAUUUAUUUAUUAUUCAUAUUUAUUUUUAAAAAAAAAUACAGAGAAAAAAUAACAUUAAAAACGUUAAAAAUGAAUAUAUUGAAAUUCAUUUACGGUACUAUGCCAUCGGAUACAAUAAUAAUAUAGUAGUUAUACGAUUUCCGGGUAAUGAUAUUUUUCGUGUCGUUCUAUAUUUUUUAUUAAAACUUUUUGAAAUGGAUAUAACAACCGAAGGUAUUUUUCCGUACAUUAUUAUUUCACCAAGUUUUAUUAAACACUUAAUCAAAAUGAUUUAUCCCUGUGCAUUUGUUUUUUUUUUUUUUUUUAUCGUGGUCAUUGGGGUUUUUUCAAUAUACUAUCGGGUUAUACGAAAUGCGCAUAUUAUUAUUGUUGUUAUUAUUAAGUAUUUCAAAACAAUAAUACAUUAUUUUCGCAUACUUAAUAAAUUUAAAAAAAACUUACGACCUCACAAAGUAAACAACAAUUUUCAUUUGUGUUAUCAUUUAUUUUGUUCUGUCAUCUUGAUAACUAUAUUUAAUCAAACAUUUCGAAUGCACAACGGAAAUGUUGCAACCCGUUUCAUAUUAAUUAUAAUACGGCACAUACGUAAAUUGUGACCUGGUGUCUAAAUCAAGCACUAGUUGCGGUAUAAAAUUGUCGCCUGAGGUUAUGAAAUGGACGUGCAAAUUUCGAUCACAUAAUAAUGACCACUUUUUAUCAGCCUAUAAACAAUAUUGAAACUAUGUAAAUCAUUGAAACCGUGAACUUCGUAAAUUGUUUAAGUUGUAGUUAUGGUUUUUUCAGAGGUUUCUUAUUUUUUACGAAAACUGCAUGGAAAAUAAAAAAACAACUUUUAUAAUGCAUCAAUCGACAAUAUCUAAAACACAAUAAAAAAUAAUUUGUAUAUAUUUUGAUUGAAGCAAGAUUUCUGAUGGAAAAAUGAUUUACAAAAAUAAUGAAAAAGUACACCAAUAACCAAUACAUUCGCUAAACUCAGAAUUUAAAACUAUUGAUGUAUUGUUUUAUUUAAAUACUUUACAAUAACCUGGUCAGUUAUAAUAAACUAUUAGACUAACAAGAGACGUAUACCUAUAUGAUUUUUUAAAGGGGGAGAAUGUUCAGGACAGAGGUUAUAAUCGUCAUGUUUUUUUUUUUUGGUUUUGGUUUCGUUUUGGUAUUUAAUGAAAAACAAAUUAUUGCGGUUUUGAUUUUAAUCAAGUCUAGAAAAUAUGCAAUUAAGGUUGCGGUCAAUACCUUUGUCGGUUACAAAUACAUUUUUUAAAAACUAAAAUUGAAUUGAUCGUAGCCCGUAUUUACCAUACUCGACGUGUGUGCGUAUUAAUAAUGUUAUUAUUUAGAAACUAAUUUUAAAACCUAAAACCAAUUUUUUCUUGCUUGCAAUAUCAAUACAACCAAAAAAAAAAAAAAAAAUUGUUUUGUUAUUUAUAAUACAGUUAAACCUUAUAGUCUGCACGCCUAAAACCAAAGGCAGUAAGUAACAAAAUUUGAAAAAUGAGUUUAUUAUAUCAAAAUAUUAGUAAUUUUAUGGAACUAAGUAUCCUUUGGGGGUAAGCCCCUCUUUCAAAUCGCAGUAAUUAUAACAGUAGGUAAUAUUAUUACGCAGUACCGCAGAACAUAAUAAUAAUAUUUGAUUACGCGGUAUCCAAUAAUGAGCGAUACUUAUUACUUACAGUCGACGCAAAUACGCGAUCACGAAUACUCAGAACCGACGCGAUACCCAGAUCUACCCUUCCAGCCGUUCUCUCGUAGUCACUUACUGGUAACUACGUCUCAUAACCGUGACGGGUGAAUCGAGACCAUAUAUUUAUAAAAUAUUUUCGAAAUUCUCUUUAACCAAUAAUUUCGUUUGAAUACUUUCGAAUGCUGUCGAUCAGUAUCAGUAUUGCACAGCUACAUAGCCUACAAACUAUAAUCAGUUACAAUAUUAUAUUAUCGAUUGCAUGGGUACUUCACUUCAUUUGAUACGUUGAAAAACAGCCCGAAUGGGCUACGUGUUGUAUAUCGUAGGCUAAAGUAAUAUGACUUUUAUUCUCUAUGUACAUAGUGUAAAAUGUUCUAUUAUAAAUAGUAUAUAGUGUUAUAAAUAAUGUCGACAACGUCGCGCAAAUUUAUUUUUCCGAUCAUCCAUUUGCUUUUAAAUAAAAAGCUAUAACCGAAGAAAAUUGAACUUUAAAAAUUAAGUUCGGGUUUUAGUUUGUUUUUUUAAACAUUUGAAAAAACGGUUUCAGUUUUUGCCCCGGUUCAUAAUUAACACAAGGUUCCCGGUUACAUAACCGGUUGUUUUCGGUCCGGUUACAGUCCCGGGUUUAAAGCUUAAAAAAAUACCGGUCUUUUGCGACAACAUACUUCAUUUCAUAAUGAAAUUCGACCAGUUUUAUGACGUCAACCAGCCUAUAAAAAAAAACUUAAAUUCUAUAAGUUCGAGCACAUGUGGCCAUACAGCGGAGAGAGCCGGAAAAAAUGUUAACAAUGUAGCAAGAAAAAUACAGAUACGACCAUAGAAGGCUGCAUCGUUUUCUAUUUUUGGGAAAAAUUCGACAACAACACGACUCUAUUAAACAUUUAUAAGUACUUGUGGAGUUAUAAAAUAGUUAUGCCGUCACUGUACUCAUAAUGUGGGUACAUAAUAGCACUCGGCGAAAUAUUUAAUAAUUAAUUGUAUAAUUUUAUAUUUAUAAGAAAAAAUAUUAUUUUUUAAGUACAAAUUAAAAAAAAAUGUUUUAUUAUUAUAAGCUUUUUGAGUAAUCAUGGUGAUAACAUCUAAAAAAAAAAAAAAAAAAAAACAGAAAGUUCCCAGAGUUUACAAACUAUCUUCAUAAAACCGAAAUGGAAAAAUGAUUUAUUUUUUUUAACUUUCCAUAUUACAAAAUUCAAAUAAUGAUAAUAUUUUAUCGCCAUCGCCGCCGCCGAGCAACUAUAACCACGCCGCACCACUGGAAACCCGAAAUUAUUUUUGUUAUUUACGCCUCAAUAGGCUCGAAUAAAGUAAUUACAGUGAAAUAAAAGUUGUUUUUUUUCCAAUCCAUUAAAAUACAUUAACAAUUUCAUUAUUACGGUAUAAUUGGUAUAUGAAAAUGGUUUUUUUUUCUUUUUUUGUUUUAAUCUUAGAAAAUGUAAUACUUACAGUAACCAGGAUUCGUGUAGGUUUUAGGAGCUAUUUACGUUAUGACUAAUAUUUUUCUUUCGAUUCCUAGAAAACCGAGCUGAAAAUCUACCGUACACAAUUACAUUGCAAUGGAUAGUUCAAAAAUUAAAAAUUGUAAAACUCUUUCUUAGUCAGUUUUAGAAUACCAGGAAUCAUUUUUCUAUUUCUUAAAUUUUCAAAUUAUAUUUGUAUGCGUAUUUUUGCAUGCAGAAAAACCUCCUUAUAACGGAGUCACUCGAUAAUAACUGAUUUGUCCGCUAUAAAGCAGUUUUCGUUAUAGGGAAAAUAAAAUAUACGGGUAUAAGUUAUGCAGAACUAAUGUUGGUUUCCGUUUUAAGGAAAUUCCCGCCUUAUAAGGAGUCCGUUGUUUAAGAAGGUUUUACUUUUUUUUUCAUACAGUACUUUGACGAUGCAAAUUUUUCGCCCAUUAGUACUUAUUUAUUUGAAACGUUCUGCUAGAUCACCGGCAGUUUUUCUUAAAAAUUAGGAAAAACAGUGGGUACAUUGGUUUUAGUAUUGCUGAUUUCUGGGGUACCAGUCCACAAAGCUAUAUAAGCGGAAAAACACGGUUCAUAAAUUAAACUUACCACUUUAACGAGUGUUGUUCAGAGUCGUUUUUUCAAUGAUGUAUCGUUGUUUUCGGUGUAUAAACUAAAUCAAUAUGCAUUCGAGCCUCCCACCUACAACAUACUCGUUGCGCGAAAACUGUUUUGCGUUUUUAUUUACAUAUUUUUUUUUAUUUUAGCCACUAUAACUUUGAGCUCUACUUAUAAAUUAUAACUAGCGUCUAGCAUUGGUAUUUCAGUAUCUGUAUUAUGUAUGACGACGAAGAAUCAUCGUUUGUGUUACUUACUCAUAUAAGUAACAUGAUGCGGUCUGCAGUUAUAUACGCGUGGAGUUUUACGGUUUAAGGCAAUACGAGAGAAUGGACAACGAGAACCAAAGUCGGGGGCCGCAGACGUGGAAUACGGAAUGAGAUUAUAAACUCAAUAAUAACGGCAGAGAACCUCUAACCGCGGUUCGUAUAAAUAAAACUGCAGUCGUCGGCCCUUUCCCGGCCAGGUAACAACAAUAAUAGGAGUUAAACUGUUUACCUACUUUUAUUGUAGUGUGUGUCCCGUACACGUUUUCGAUCCAAAUCUUUUUAAAAUAAUAAUAUUGCGUAUUUAGAGGUAUAUUCGAAAACAACAAAUGCAUCAUAAUACAUUCUGUUAUGAUAACAUGCUUGACUAAUGAUUAGGUUCCUACCUACCGAGUCCAGGUCAUUGCAUAGUACGUAUUAUAUAUUAAUACUUCGGGCACGUCGCUUUAGCGGAGUCACUGGGGCUAUAUUUUAUCAUUUAUAUAAAGAAAUCUGGGCAACAAAUUCGAAGGGCGUGGUUCGUUAUUUAUGCCAUGACUAAAUAAAUAGGUAUGUUAGACAAAUUGUUUGGCACAUAUUAAUAUUAUUGAGCGUGCCUUUGGCUUGGAAUAUAUAAUAGAACAACGGAGAAAAAAAAAAUGAUUUGAUUAAAAUUGGUUGGCUUUUUUAUCACAGUUAUUGUGCAGAAUAAACGGUUAUAUUAUAUUCUACCGUUUCUUUCAAUUCUGUGGCACAUGAGCAGUGAUAAGAAUGAUGAUAUGCUUAUUUAUUUAGUUUAGGUUUGAACGAAAAUGUUCGUAAAAUAUCCGUUACACUUGACCCACACGAAAAUAGUUACUGUGUUGCGACAUUUGCGAAAUUCGCAACCGCGGUAAUAUUACUAUCAUGAACUAUCUACUUGUAAGCAGGGUGAUAGUAACUGUCGAAGUAUUGUAAAACAACUGUACAAUAUCUUGCACGCAUAAUAAAUGCAAUUGACCAACGUGAGGCUGGAAGAAUUAUAGCCGCUAUCACUAUACGAACAUCAUAAUAUACUGUCGUUCUAUAUUUUACUAUCAUUAAAUGUUAAAUUAUUUGUAUUCAAAUUAUUGAAAAAUUAUUUAACACAAUCAUCAAUUUUGUUCGUCUACUAUAAAAUAAUAACCGUUUUCUUAUAAGCGAUAAAGUGAUGACGAAGAAUAGAGCUAUCUACUCGUAAUAGCUAUUGAUCUGCGAAAAUGUUCAGGUCAUUAUCUGUUUGAAGAGUAAACGACGACGAGCUGAAUGAUGCGAUGGAUAGUUAUUAUGAUUGGAAAAUUACUAAUGGUGCACUGAAAUAAUAUUUACGUUAGUGAAUGAUGCAAAUCAGGGAUAUUAUAACAUGAUAAUAUGAUAAUACUGUAUGUCCGUUGUUGUCAUAUUAUAAUAAUAUUGCAUGUUGUUCGAUAGAAACAAACACCUACGCGUUUCAAACGAUUCGGCUAAAUAACGAAACCGCCGCAGCGCCAUCGGGUAAUACUGCCAUUGCCGAAUCGGAAUAACAUUUUACAGUCACGCGAUGGUUGUGUUUACAGGGGGUAACCAUCAUAUAUUAUGAUACCUCGAACUGAUAAUUUUAUAAAAUUAAAAUAUUAAUGAAAUACCCAGUUUAAUAAUUAGUAUGAGGUACCUAUGAAUAGUUUAAAAAUUAUGCCGGGAUUCAAAAUUGAUUUUGAUUUUCUAUAAAAUACUGAAUGUAAGUCCAGAUAACCUUAUGCCUGAAAUGCUGAUCGUAAAAAAAAAAGUGGCAACUAAAUAAAUAAUAUUUUUAAAUUGAAGAUAUUAUACCUAUAAUUGUAGACGACGAUGUUUUUCUAAAUGUUUACAAACUUUUCAAUGUAGUAUUGACCAUAUCAACAAGUCCUGCAAUUGUGCGUCGUAAGAACUCUCAUCCUCAUCUAUGAGGCGAUUACAGAAUAACCAAUAAUAGGAUCACCGACUUGUCAAUAAUUUAUGUUGAAAUAGAUUUAUCGCAUGCCAUAGAUGCAUAUCUAGAUGCAUAUGCAGAUCUAUGUAGAUCUAUAAAAUAAUAACAUAUUAAAUAGGUUUACCAAAGAAAACGUUAAAAUUGUAAAAUAUGUCAUGGAUAUCAAUUUCAAGUCAAGAAAUAGCUACAAAUCUAUUUUUUUUUAACUAGGCAAUUUACCUCUUCACUUUGAUUUUCGUAAAACAUGAGUAUUUAUGAAAUAAAAUAUCUAGAUGAUAUAUGCUACACGCGUGUAACUAAAAGUAACGAUAAAUUAUAGCAAUCAAAAUACGACUUUGAGUAGAACUCGAUAAACUGAUAAAGUUAUGGGGGAAAAUUAGUAUUUUCUAACCUUAUAUCCUUGAGUAAUAGAAAAUAUCUUCUCUUUUGUUUUUAGUUCUUUACAUUUUUAGAGGAAUCAUUAGGAAUAAAGCAACAUUUUUAAAUACAGCUGGGUGAAAAAUGUCAAAUAUUUAAUAAAGUAAUAAAAGAAUAAAUUGGACCAUUUUAUUAAUCGAAAAAGUGUAGAAAAAAAAAAAAAACAAAACAAAACAUAUUGAGAAUAAUCGAAAAUUAAUUCAAAUUAAGUCAUUUUGUCCAAUCGUGUUAUUCUUAAUACAGAUAAUCGGAUUUAACUUGUCACAACGCGGAAAAUUCAUGAAUUAUGAUUGUAAUUAUUAUAAUUUUUUUUUUCUAUCAAAAAUCAUACAAUAAAAUGCGAAUUUCACCAAAAAUCAGAGCUGCCCGGUUUAUUGCACCAGAACGACCGAACUUCUCAUUUUUGUUUCUAAAAAUGAGCUCUCCAAAUGAUAGAUACCUGUCACGAAAAAUCCUGUACUUUCACUAUCGACCAAUAGCUGCGGAUAUUAUUAAAUUAUCUUGUUCGGACAUCAAAAGACAAACACGGCGCGUGUAUCUGUAUUUCAAUUCAUAUUACAUCGCCCACUAGUCGAGUGCUAUCAAAACGAUUACCAGAUCUGUCCGCACAGGGACCGUGCCCACACUUUAUACCACUAUUGGUUUCAUUCUGUGGGCUAUAAAGUAUUAGGUUGCGGAUGUUAUAACAUCACCGCUAGACGGUUUAAUACGAAUAACGAUUUCUAAUAACGAAUUUCAGCACGGUCCGUUUGAUUUGCCACGGAACCCCCGUCAAAGUCGAUUUAUAUAAUAUAACAAGCGGUCGUUACAAUAAUUAAUAGUUACAAUAUCAAAACAUUAUAUUGAAACCCGUGGUAAAGUUCGUAAGUUUCAAUAAUAUUUGUCUAUCGUUCGUAUUUUAGCAUAGUAAAACUAGGCCAAACUUGUUUUUGAUAACCAUUGCAUACAUUCUAAAUUUUUUAUCUCAAAAUAUAAAAAUUUGGUUGAUAAUAAUCAUAGAGAUCUGUAAUUCUCACAGAAUACAUGCAUUAGUCUUUUCUAGACGUGGUCAAUUUUUCAAACCAUUAUUUCGUCAUUUUUGUUUUAUUUGGCUUAAUGUGAAUUUAAACUGUUAGGCAGAAUAAAAAUGCUGGAAUUUUUACAUAAAUUAGCUAUUUUUUUGUAAACAAAGAUGAAUUUUAUCGAAAAUUUGACUUUAUUUUAAAAUUUAAAUAACUCUGUGUUUAAUUAUAUUACAUUGUAUUUAUAUAUAAAUUACUAUUUAUAAUUACUAAUUAUGUAUUUAUAUAUAAAAUUACUGCAUUUUGAAACAUGUUUACUGUUUAACUGAACUUCGUGCAGAAUCAUAUUUCGUUAGCGAUCAUUUAUCGUUUCCCUCUAUCUCAUCUACAACAGUGCGAAGUAUGUACAUUUGUUUUUAUAAUACGUUCUAUAUUCUUUAACUUAAGACUGCGCGAGUCUAUUUUUACCGAUAUUGUGCAGAUAAAGUAAUUAUUUAUAAAAAUAAAAAAAAACCAUCAGAAAGCGGUGAUCGAUAAAAAGACAAUUUCCUGAUUGCAGAGUAUACCGGAACGGCGUGCGUCUCGGAAGGUCUCAAAAUUGCGCGAUUAUAAUGAGGUUGUUUCCAGUCGUGAUUUUUUUUUUAGUUUAUCAAAUAUUUAAAAAGGAAAAAAAAUUAUAAAUUAAUAUUUUAUUAUUUGGACACGAUUAAAAUAUUUGCAACAAUUUUAAAAUAAGUCAUUAUGGUGCCCUGUAAUAUUAUUGUAAGGCCAACAUAUUUUCACCGACUAAGGAACCCCCCCCCAAAAAAAAAAAAAAAUAACAAAAUGACUAAAUAAUUUAGAACCAAAUAUCUCGUGGCAUAAGAAAAUUCUAUUAUACUUAUACUAUAUUGAAUUAUUAUAACAUGGUUAUUUAUAUAUAUAAAAUGUCGAAUAAAAUUAAUUUUUAAUCCGUCAAUCUCUGGAAGGCUUGAAUAUUAGAUGCAAGUUUGUACAAAACAUCGGUUCCUCUGGGGAAUCCAAACACCAAGAGCGCUAACGAUGAUUAUAAUAUUUUGUGUUGCGCAUAAGAAAGAUAUUUGUGUCCCAUAUUCAAUAUUUAGAACGACACGUGCUAAAAUACGUUUUAUCUAUUGUUUUAUAAAUUAGUCACCCGGAGCGCGGUGGGCAGCGGAAUAAUUUCUAAGGCCGAGCAGGUCGUCUAUUUUUCUGUUGGCUAUGAUUAAAUGGCAUACCUUAAAAAUUUAAAUACCUAUAAAAUGUAAAUGUAAAGUAUUUUAAUUGUAAAACACUUGAGAUAAUAUCAAGUAGGUAAUUAUGUACUCGGAUAAUAAAUUAUAAUAACGAAACGAUGAGUCUGCAACUGCCGACUGCCGACCGAUGUUUUCAUUGGGGUACGAGACAACCCUCCCAUCCCUUCCCGUCACCAAUUGCAAGAUGCCCCCUCCCCGGCAAGACGUGUGCAAACUCUAUUUUACAGACGUCUUGCACUCGUGUAAGUAUAGGUAUGUGAUCCGUGUAUAUAAGGAAACAACGCAAACAACGUGUUAAAACGCUUUCGGGUCACUUGCGACGUGAAAUCCUCGAGCCGGUCUCGUCGGCCGUCCCUCGCGCUAAACCGCAUUGCGCUUAACGAACCCGCCGAAUCGCGAGAAACACCGCCGCCGCCGCCGCCACCGUUUUAUUCGACGCAGUGUUUAUUUUGCAGAAAACUUUGUCCGGAUUACUAUUAUAAUAUUACGUGUAUAUAGACUCAAGAAAAUAUUAUUUGACGUGUCACUGUACCUACGGGCACAAGUGAUUCGCACUUAUCCAUCAGCCGUCGAAGGACAGCAGCGAUUAUCGCCAAACAUAAUAUUAUUAGGUAUUUAUGUUGAACGGAAUCGGGCAGUUAGGUAUACCUACUGUUCAAUAAUAAAAUAAUUGAAAUUAUUAUUAUUAAUAAUUUCUCGAAUCCAAGGCCUUAAAUCAACAAGAAUGAAGACUUAAAAAGCAUUAAGCUCUUAAAAAAUAGGGUAUCUAAAAAAAAAAAAACGAAAAUUAUAUAGAGGUUUUGAAAAUCUAUUUUCCGACGGCUUUUGUAAUAUUAGGACAUUUUAUUUAAUAAGUUAGAGCCGUUAGAAGGGAACAAUACGUUUUUAUACAAAAAAAAAAAAAAAUAAAAAAACUUUAAAAUCAAAAACAAAGCUUAAAAUUAUAUACGCUGUUAUAAAAGUAUAGUUUCCGUGGCAGGCGAAUCAUCACAUAUUCAUUUGACAUAAUAAUAAAUUCAAAAUAAUAACACAAUAAUAAAAAAAGAAAUUUAUAUAAUCGCGGUAGUGUUCCGGCAAUGUCAUAGUUAUUGGAUUGUUUAUCAUACAAUCCUCGCUAAGUGUUGUGUUACGUCAAUGAUCUUUUGAUAUGCCUACACAAAAUCCUUUACAGAAAAGAUGUAUUCACACCUACAUGUACUCUAGGCAUUCAAGUAGGUUUUGCUCUUGGCCACGAACAUGAUGAAAAAAUAACGGUAAUAGACAAAAUAAAAAAAGUCAUCAAUUUCGUCAAUAACCCAUAAUCAAGUAUCGAUACUAUCGAAAUGUCUGACUAAUCGAUAUAGUAACCAUCGAAAUUAUCAAUUGAGUUUUUAAACAUCGAUAGGUAUCGAUUAAUCGCUCAGGUGAUUCAUUACCUUUUUAAAAAAAAUGUAAUGACAUUACACUUUUCUUUCUAAGUGAAACCGUAUCCGUAGUGGUCAUUUUAUGAAUAAAAUUAAAAUAAUUGAAAUCAAAUUAUUUUUUAAAUAUGCGAAAUCAUAUUUACGAUAGUUUUUCGUAAUUUUUAUGAGUUUUGACAAAAUUUGAACUCCAAAUUAAAAACAAACGGACAAAUGUGAAUUGUAUACAAUUUUUUUUCCUACCAGUUAGAAAAAAAAAAUAUAAGUUAAUCGAAGAAUAGUAUGCAAAAUGUGAAAUUCCACAGAUGGUUGGUCUCGUGGAAAAAAAUUAAAUGUUCAUGGAUAAUUUAAAAAAAAAAAUAAAAAACAAUAUUUACGUUUGAACGAUGUUAAACACUCUCGAUAGUAAAAACGAAAAAAAUAUUUGUACUCCAAAGACCGGCAAAUGCAAUUUAAAGGCACUUGAACGCUUUUAAUGUUGUAUCGUUUUAUUGGUACCCAUUGCAAAAGACAAAAAUAAUACACAAAAGUGUACGAAGAGAAAGCAUGAAAAAUAAACUUUGUAUGUUACCAAAGAAUUUAAACUAAUCAACUAAAAAAAAUAUAAAAACGGUGAUCUCUUAAAACGACCGCGACGUAUAUAUUUCUUAUUGUUUUACUCGGUAAACUUUUCGAUCUUUGUUCUCGAAGUGUGUUUUUUUGUCAAUAUACUUUUUCCUCCUAUACUAUUAUUAUAAUAAAUUAAGUUAUGGAGUGUACCGGAUAAAGACGGCAGCAUUUACACAUUAAAUUGGCGAUUUUCAUAUAAUUUUCGCCAAAAAUUAGAAGCUAUUGCACCGUUUACCUAUUGUUUUGUUUAUUUUUAUAUUUUCUCGUUAUUUAUUUUUAAAUACUUUCAGCAGCUUUUUCUAGACAAAAUGAACACAAAAUUGGAAAUUAUUUUCAUUUUGCAGGCAGAUUAAAGUAGUAAAAAGUCGGGUUGAAUUCCAAUAUAAAUUUCAACAUUUCGAUGCAGAAGAAUCAUCUUUAUAAUUUCAUGGACAUAAUUUCUGGACAUCUGUAACCUUUUAUUUUUAAAUAUCGUAAAACAUUUGCAAUGGAUAUUAUAUCUUGUCAUAAUAAUAUUUAGAAUUUGAAUAAAAUUUUAUUUUGCUAUUUUCUUUAUUUUCCCGCUUUUAAAUAAUUGUUUCGGAACCAGACCAUUAUGUCCAUAUUAAGUGGCUGCUCGCAUUAACCGGUAGCCACAUUAAGCGGAAUCCACUGUAUUUCUAUAAUAUGAUACAAAAUAAAGGAGGCGGAGGAAUUUAUUCUAUUACGACGGAACUCUGCUGGUGGUGGUGGUUUUUUUCUACCUAUAAUCGAAAUGGUCUUCGUAUGCCAAUACAUUUUAAAUUAUUGAAUUUCUCGCCCCACCCACUUAUUUCAAAGCUUUACUAUUAAUGUGACUGCGGAACAUCCUUUUAACGGUUUAUUUAUUCUACGCGCGUCGACGGCCAAUAUUUUUCAAGAAAAAAGGUUUUUCAAAGUGUACCUACCGUAGAAAUAUUAAAAAAAUAUUAUAGAUAGUUGUAUACAUGUUUAGUGCCACGCUGAUGGUUUUGCGGAGUCCUCGGGUAGACUUCACGGGACUCGGAAAUUUAAUCAUAUUUCUUUCAAAAUUGUAUUGUUGAUAUAGUUGCCCUUAUCUACCUUCACCUACUUUUUAAGCCCCGCAAUAAAAUUAUUUAAAUGUUGACGCCUUAUAAUAAUUAUAUUACUGCGUGACCGUAAAAUUUCACGAUCUGUAUAGACGAGUGUUCAUUGAGUUUUGUAAACCUGUAGUUUUAUAGAUUCGACGAAUAGCGUGUGAUAUUUUGGGUUUACUACGAUGUGUUUAUGUUUUCUUUUUCUUUUAAAAAUUAAAUAACUUUAUGUAUUCCCACCUUCUCACCUAUCAACCUAUAAAAAUGGCUCCCGCUCCCGUCAGUAUCAGCUUUUUUUUUUCGAGUUUUUUUUUCCACAAAUAAUAUUCUGUCAAACGAUAGAUAUAGUGUAUUAUUGACGUUUAAAAAUGUUUUUUUUUUUUCGUGUGCGGUAGGUAGGUACUUAUAUUUAUCUUCUAGAGAAAAACUGUCUGUUUUUCACGAAGAACAUUUGUCAGAGAGCAAACGAGCCGUAAUGUUGUUUCGGGUGCAUAUUAUUUCCGUCGAAAAUUAAGAAAUUUAUCAAAUUUCUAAAACAGUUUCCAAUAUUAGUCUGAAACUAAUAAUAUUCCCGAAUGUUCUUUUUUUUUUUUUGCCUCUUCUAUAACGAGUUCUUAGCGAGCAAAAGAGUGACGAGCCAACGCUCAAUUUUUUUAGUUAAUUAUAUUAUAAUAUUCCGUUUGGUUUCCGGGCUAUUUUCAAUAUUAUAUUUUUUCCGUUUCUUUGAUUCCAAAAUCGUUUUGACAAAAUGUCGACGUUUCAAACAAACCUUCGUAGGUCCGUUUUCGGAAUGGUCGACUAUUUAUUAUCUACCGUCCGUCGAAGGCGCCGCAGCCUAUUGCUCUGUAGUCACAGUUUUGGAUCAUAAUUUAUAGCCAAUCUCUGGUUCGGAUAGAAGGGAUAAUAUUUUGGGUAUCGGUUGAUCACGGUUGUUUUGAUGACAUCACAUAAUAUUUUCGUUGAUACUUCGCUUAUUUCUUCUAAUAUUUUUCCUCGUUUAUUAUUUUAAUAAAACAUAAAUUGUUCUUAAAGCCCUAACUUGAAAUAAAUAUUUAUUUUCAAUUCGUUUUUUUUUUUUUUUUUAGACAUGAAAUUUGUAUGCAGCGUAUAUUUGUAUUAUCCGUCAUAGAAUCAAUCGUACGUCAGCAUGUUAUCGUAAUUUAUAGAUAACUAUGCGUUUUUGUCAAGUUAUUAAUCAAGAUUAUAUUUUCCAUACACAAAUACAAAUAAAACAGUGCCUAGUACCUAAAUAUCUUAGUAUUUGAAAAAAAUUCAUGGCAUUCUCAUAACGCAAUGUCUUACCAAGUAGUUUUUUUAGCAUUAGGUAUAUUAUACAGUCUGUCCACGAAUACAGUAAACUAUAACGUUAUCUUAACAUUUUUUUUCUUUUAGUUUGUGAAUUUUCAAAAAAAUAAUAAAUUUAAUACUUUUUAGAGAUUCCAAAUUCUAUUAUUACACCUUAAUCAGAGAACUAUAAUCAUAUUGGGAUAUUUUACUUCUCAGGUAAAAAAUAAAAAGCUUUCCCGAAUCCCAACUCAAAUUUCUUCAGCAAUGAAUUUGUAAAAAACAGAUAAAAGAAAUAUAAUUUACUCAGUUCAAAUAUUAUUGAAUUUGGAAAAAUACAGUUUAAUUAUUAUUGUACGUUAUAAUUCAAUGUUAAUAUUUUAUCCAGGAAUUUAUCAAAUACAAUUUUUUUUUCUUUUUAAAGUUAUACUUUAUUUCUAGGCGAGGUUUCUAUACAGAGAAAGGGUGGCAAUUGCCAAUUACAAUUUUAUUUUGGCCAAUAAACAAAUCGUUUUCUGAUUAUUAUGAAGGGGCGCAGAUGGAUUCCCAGGUAUAAACAAACUGGUUAUGACAUUUUUCUUGGUUAUAAGUAUUCGAAAGGGACAUAAAACAGUGCAGUACGAAAUUUCAUUUAUUUUAACCACCAGGUCAUAUCUCAAACCAUAAUACUUUUCUGUGUCGUAGUGUUAACAAAAAUGUAAUAACUUGUAAAAUAUUUUUUUUUAUCAACAAAAUAUUAUAAAUAAAUAUAAACUUUAAGAUUUACAGCCCGUGGAAACCCCCCCCCCAAUCACCCAAUCACCUUUUUAAAUAUGUCCAUAACGAUGAUUUUACAAUCAUAUAAGCUGAUUCGUCAUAAUUAUAAUAAUAUAUUUGUAUUGUGACUUUUUAUUGUUUUUUUUGUGUAUGUACAGAUGAACACGAUCUUCAAGAAGCCAUUAAAGUUCCGUUCGAGGACCCACAGUUGUAUUUUGAUAAAGGGGACGACGGUUUUCCGGCGUUCGGAAUUAAACCAGGAUCCGAUAUUAAAUCGCCGUAUCGGUUGUUUCUGCCGGAAAAAUUGUAUCCGGAAUUCUCUAUCGUGGUCAAUUUCAAACUGAAUUCCACAACCGGUGGAUUUCUGUUCGCCGUCGUCAAUCCUUCGGAAAACGUGAGUACUUAAGGAAAAAUGUUAUUUAAAACGCUUUUUUGUACUUUUUUUUUUCAAACAAUAAAAUAACUGUAUAGGUCGUAUUUAUGUACAUAACGUUAUAAUUUCACCGGGUGCAGGCGUCAUACCGGAUCUGCAGAGUUCUGCAGGUGUCGUAAAACAAAAUCAACUACUAGUAUAAUAUAGCUGCUCAUUUGUUUAGGAAUGAAUAGAUUUUAUCUUUUACAAAUCAUAAUAUUGCAGUCUGUAUAAUAUUAAUGUUAACGCAAAUGAAAAAUCAAAUAUUAUUUGAAACGUUUUGUAAAAUAUUAAUCGAAUUUAAACAAAACUGGGUGCUUUGAGACUCACAGGUAAUAUUAAAUAUUUAUGGGAAAGUAAUUAAAGUUUAUAGCGUUUUUUUUUAAAUUCUUAAUUAUUAUAAUUAGAAGCUGUACGGAGUAACUUUAUUAAGUUUUUGGUAAAAGGAAAGAGAAUAUUUAUACGAAUAUAUUUAAAAUAAAUUCAUAAUUUUGUUUUGAAUAUUUAUUUUUUUUAUUAUUUAUUUGGUGAUAAAAACUUUAAGUUAUAAUAUAAUUUUACUGUAACUCACUGAUACUUAUUUAAAAAAAUCAAGUGUAAUUUUAUUGAACUGCACUUAAAAAUAUAGACAAAUACAAUGCUAGAACACUUACUACUUUUCUUCUUUAUGACACCGAUGUCACUCCAAACAUCCAAACCUCCAAUUUCAUAUUUCUAUCCUCUUCCUAGUUUCUCCAUAUACAGAGUUCCUCACUGAGAUUUUGACAAAUACAGUAAUUUUUAUUUUUUUCUUCAAUAUUUUGGCUUUUUUUGAAAUUUAUGUAUAAAAUUACUAGAGUAUUACGCUAUGAUUCUUGUAUUUUAUAUUUUGUUGAACCAUAAAUAAAACAUUAACAUUUUGUACAGAACCCACGAUACACUAUAAAUUUAUUUAAAAAAAAAAAUUUUAAUAUUACACAUUUUUAAUAAUGACGAUUCGUUAAUUUUCUACAAUUUUUGGAAGUUUAAAAAAAUUGUAAACGAAAUUAUUUUUAUUGACAAAUUUGUAAAUCAAUUUAUAUAGUUUAAUAAUGGAAAUAAAAAUAAUUGCAGACAUUUAAAAACUCAUUAUCUAAUAAACACUUAUAACACCAAAUAUGUGUUUCAAAAGAAAUUUAUAGAAAGGCCUUGGAUUUUGUAAACAAAUUUAAAUUUUUGUUUUUAAGGUUUUUUAAAAAAAUAUUAAAUGUAAUAAUUAUAGUACAAGACUUGUAGUGAUUAUUCCAAAAAUGAAAAACUUGAAAAAUAUUGAACAGGGCUGAUGUAUUUGCAUUUAUCAGAUCUCCAUGGGAUAUUCUGUAUUUUUUGACUACCACAUCUGUUGCCCUCUUAUCCCCAGUCUUCCAAGGGUUCUUAACUACGUCGGGAACUUAUCCAGCAAUAUAUGAAGUAACGGGAGUUGACUUUUCCUGGCGUGCUCUGCCAGUUGUAAUCUCAUACUUCUGAUGAUGGGUUCUACGAUGUGAAGAUACAGCAAUUCGAGUUCCUUGCACUUUCUUAUUUUUGCUCGUUGAACUUGGUACAUAAAAUCUUUUGAAACUUCACAAAACCAAAAAUGUACAUUUAAAUUAGAAAAUUCCAUAAAAAAAAAAAAAUAAACUCGAAAUGAACCUUAUAUAUUAUAUAGUUUAUAGGCGUUCAAAAUAUAUUAAUAGUAACCGGUAUUUCAUUUGUCAGCUUUAUUAUAAAAUAUUAAAACAUAAUUUUGAAAGAAGCGACGAUCGGAAUAUAAAAUAAUGUGUUUUAGGAGACGAAAAAAUAAACGAGCUAUGAAAUUAACAAUUUGCGAAAAUCGUACGGAAAAACGGUUUUCUGAUUACGAACGAUUUAUAUAAACGGCGGCGCAUAACGAAUAAAAUAUAUGAUGCAUAAAUAAUUGUAUAAUCUAUUUAAAAAUAAUGAUACAUAAGUAAGUAUAUAAUGAAAAUUAAAGAAGAAAAAAAAAACGAACCGACAAAAAAGUAAUUGGAAAAUAAUGUAGAAUACACAUAGUACCUAUACGCGGGAAAGUAACGAAAAAACGUUAUUUAAAACCAGUAACGGGACGGACGAAAAUAGUUUUAAUACAAUGCGGACGAAAUAAUCGAUUUCGCGCAUUAUAAUUAUUUGAAAAUCCGGAUUGAAAAAAAAGAAAAACCGUCCCGAUCAUGUAUACAACACAUCAUCAUUCGGUAAUAUUUGGUAGAGCGUGUCAAACACGUAAAUGACGCACUGUUCAAAGAAAUAGUGUGCACACUACGCGUAUAUAUUUAUACAUAUGUUUUUGGAAACUCAUAUUGUAAUACAUAUCAUGGACGCGCAUAUAUUAAUUUCACCAAUCGCAAAUAAAAAAAAAAAAAAAAUCCAAAAACAAAUUUAUUUUAACGUUUUAUACGUGAUCAGAAUAUUAUUGUACGCCACAUAAUGUUUUCGGAUCCUUAGAAUCAGUCAGCCUUUUUGUGUGUUUAACCAGUUUUGAACCAAUCGAUCGCGUACAAAUUAAAUUGUAUGAAAAAAAAAAAAAUAUAUGGAAUAAAUACUAUUUACAUUCGUCGCUCUCAAAACGUACACAGUGUGCCUCGAAAACAUUACCAUUUUAAUUCUCAGAAAAAAAAUAAUUACUACGAAAAUAACUGUCAAAUACCUCUGUGCGAUUCGUUCGCAGUAAAAUAGCAAUUUAAUCGUUCGAUAGACAAUUUUUUUUUUUUUAAAUAAUUAUAACGAAAAAAUGGUAAACCUUAAAUUUGUGUAUAAUUUCGUACCCGUUCACUUGGUAUAAUAUUGAAUUCAGUUACCGCACACCUAGCAAAAUCAAUGCUUAUCUUUUAUUACUCCACUCGUGUAUGUUUGGUCUUAGGAAAGAAGUAAAUUUUGUAUAAUUUUCGAUACAAUUAAAUUCAAUAGGGAAAAUUGCUCGCUAGCAUAAUCAACGGCCUAAUUGCUAGAAGGCUUAACAUAAAUCACCUCAGUGCCAGAUCCAACAAAGGGUAGUAUAUAAUAUGAUUUUUUCUUGUUUUAUUCCAAAAAAUAUAGGUACUAAUUUUUAUUGUUCUUCCCUGAGCCUGAAACCCCGUAGAUACAUUUUUUUGGGCUCUCAAUAAUUCUCGGAAAUUUGACCGAGAUUCAUUAUAAUCUGCUCUUAUGCCACUAUAAUGGCGAUAAUCAGUAGUUACAGUUCUUUUUAAGCAUUUUAAGUUAACAUUUUUAUGAAAAUUGUAAAGAAAAAAAAAAGAGUUGAUACUGGAAAUGGGAGCAACCACUGUUGUAGGUGAUAAUUUGGGAAGGUAGGAUACAUAAGGUUAUUUCAUUUAUAUCUGUAAACAACGAUAAACCAUUGCUUGACGAAUGACGGUUCUAAGCGUAGUUCGGUAACACAUGAUUUAUAGUGCUGUAAUUUUUUUCGUGACUUUCGUUUAUAUUUGAAUUCUAAAGACUUUUUAAAAAAAAAAAAAAUUCGUUUAAUGAUUUUGAAAUUUUCACCACGCUUAGGUAAGUCCAAUAUCAGUAUUAUUACCGAGUUUCAAUUAUUUACGCGUAUUUAUAACCGAAUUACAGCAAAAUAAUUCCCAAAAAUUAAAAUUCCUUAAAAGACGAAAGUGGCACUAAAGUUUUAAAACUCAAAAUAAAAAGGUAAAAGUAAAACAAAAAAAGGUGUUUUGUGAUUUUUCAAUUAAAUCAUUUUUUCUGUUAGAAAACAUCGUCCGUGUUCUUAUAAAAUAAUGGAAUCGUAAAAUUGUACGUUUUCUUAUGUUUUUUUCCCAUUUAAGUGCUUUUAUUUAAAAAAAAGCGUAGACAAAAAAAUGACAUCUUUAAAGUACAAUCAAGGCAACUUGAGCUUUUAUAAAAACGGUGAUUCAUAAAUAUCGAAACAAGUUUACCAGUACGAAACGUGUCCACAGACUAGAAAAAACAAAUAAAAAAAAAUAAACAUUAUAGUAAAACCAAUAGUUCCCUCGCUACGUUUUGAUUCUAAAAAAACGAAAUUUCGCGUCUAUAUUCCUAUUUAUAUGGAUAAAUAUUUGUUUGGCAAAAAAACACAAACAACUAUUAAUAUACUAUUCGACCUAAAUUAAUACAAUUUUAAAUGUUCGUUCAUCAAACGUUUAUGAUUAAUCAUGGUUAACCGAAUUUCGCUCAGAAUAUUUUUCAUCCGUAAUCAGUUUUAUGUAACAAUAUUUGAUUAAUUAUAUUUAUUAUAUGUUAUAUAAUGUGUUAUGCCAUUGCUCUAAAUAUUGUGAAACUAUAAGCGUUAAAUUAUGAAUAUCAAUUAGUAUAUAUUAUAAAAUGCAGAUUUUAUACAAUACUUCAUAAAAUCGUUUUUUUUUUUUUUUAUCCAGGAUAAACUCCAAAAAGACUGAAUAGAUUUUGAUGUGGUUUACACUAAUGGGUCGGACAAGUCUUAGGGACGGUUUAUAGCUAUUGAGAUCCAUCUCUUGAAAAACAUUCCCCAAAAUUAGGUUUUAGGUAUUAUUAUUAUUAUUAUUUAUUUAUUUGUAUUACCUUAGUAACACGGGUGAAAUGAAUAAAAAAAAAAAUUAAAAGAUUGAUCAAAACAUAUCUAUGGUAUCUAUGUUAAUUAAUAUAAUAAAAAUCUAUGCGCCAUAUUAUGUCAUAAAACUGUAAACUGUCUAUAAAAAUUGUUUGCGUUUUAAUCAUGCUUAAACAAAGAUCUAAUAUAGGACGCAAUACGGAAAAUAAAAUGCUAAAAGAGUACGCUUAGUACAUAGUGAUGAAACUUCUGCUGAUCGAGACUAUAGACUUUAUGUUUACUCAAAAAUAUCUAACAUUUCUACUAAGGCCUUGAGUUAGUUUAGGAAAGAACAAUAUUGUCAUCAACUAACGAGCAAGUCAAUAAAAUAAAUGACAUGGUACUGUACCAAAUGCACCAAAAAAAAAUGUAUUAUUCAGUUGACAUUGUUAUUGAUAGAAAGGAGGCGGUACAUUGUCCAACUGAAUUUUUAAAUUCUUUAACCCCCCCAGGGAUUCCACCACAUAAAUUCAUUUUAAAGGUAGGUUCACUUAUAACAUUACUCCAGAACUUAUGUCCACCAAAAUUAUGUAACGGCACCAGGUUGCAAAUUAAAUCUUCAAAAAAAUUGUCUGAUUGUGUGUUUGAUUUUAACUAGCUGUGGAAUUGCGAAAACGGUUUUGGUUCCUAGAAUACCUAUGAUAUCAACCAAUCUACCUUUCUAGUAUAAACGGUUCCAAUUUUCCGUGGAACUAUGUUUUUCAAUGACCAUCAAUAAGGCACAAUGUCAAACAUUAAAUUUCGCAGGUUUAGACCUAACCGUUUAAUGUUUUUCCAUGGUCAAUUAUACGUGGCUCUGUCACAUGUCACGAGAAACAGAAAAUUAUUCGUGGUGGCCCCAGAAGGUGAGACACUUAACGUGGUGUAUCCAGAUAUAUUUAAUGGUUAAGGCAAAUAGUAAUUUAAAGUAUAAAAAUAUAUGUCAUAACAGAAUACGUUUAGUCCACCUACGGUGGACUACUCACUUUCCAUCUAUUUAUUUUUAUUCAUAUUUUUUUUUUAUAACUGUGCCCCUGGUCUCUCGCAGGUGGUGCAACUGGGCGUGCAGACGGUCCCGUCAUCCGCAAACCGGCUGAACGUGAGCUUCUUAUACACGGACGUAAACAAGUACUCGUCGUCGUCGUCCAACGUGCUAGCCACGUUCUCGAUACCGUGGAAGGUCCGUAAGUAUUAUCGUCUAGGUCUCAAAGUGACCCGGAAAAACGUGCAGUUGUUCGGCCGAUGCCUGGACCCACAGUCCGUGGAGGUUAUCCGGGAUCCGAUGGAGUUACUGUUCGACUCGGCUUCUAUUCUAUACAUAGGCCAAGCUGGACCUCUAAUCAAAGGGCCGUUCGAUGUGAGUAAAUUUUAA